AUGACUGAAGACGUGAGCGAAAGUUGUGUCUUCUUUAAAAAGCGUAGUCGAAAAAAUAUACGACAAAAAGAGGGUUCUUCUAGUGAAGAUGAAGCAGUCAUAAAAACUCAGAAAAGACGUCAAAUUAAUAAUAUGCUGUAUCAACAGACUUCAAAGUUUAGUGGUAACAAAAACUGCUCAUCUGAUGAUGAUUCUGAUAAGUUUGAUAACAGCACUCCUAAUACCGUCACUUAUAAGGCUUCUCAUUCUAAGGAAUCUAGGAUAACAAAAGAGCAUAUUGCAACUGCUACUGUGGAGAUCGAUACCGAUGUGAACUGUGAUGCACAAGCUAUCUUUGAAAAGGCUCAAAAAUUAAACCAGGAAUCUCAUAAUCGCAAUAUAUAUAAGGGACUUAACAAUUAUGCUCAGUACAUUGAGAAGAAAGACACUGUUAUGGGCAAUGCAUCUAGUGGCUUCAACCGUAAAGGUCCUAUGCGAGCGCCAGCCAAUUUAAGAGCUACUGUAAGAUGGGAUUAUCAACCGGAUAUUUGUAAAGACUACAAAGAAACAGGAUUUUGUAGUUUUGGGGAUAGCUGCAAGUUUCUGCAUGACAGAUCAGACUAUAAACAUGGUUGGCAAAUAGAACAAGAAUUAGCCGAGGGAGUGUAUGGAAUUGAUGGUGAAGACAAUCGUUACGAGAUAUCGCACAACUCUUCUGAAGACGAAGGCUUUGAAGAUAUUCCAUUAUUUUGCAUGAUUUGUCGCAAAGACUAUAAAGACCCAGUUGUGACCAUAUGUAAACAUUACUUUUGUAGUGAUUGUGCUCUUCAGCGAUAUAAAAAAACUGCACGGUGCUACGCAUGCACUACAGAUACCAAAGGCUUUUUCAAAUUUGCCAAGAAUCUAUUAUCUCGUAUUACUAUACUGCGUGAAAAAAAGAAGAAGCAUUCUGAAUUAAGCGAAAGUGAUCAUGAAGAUCAACAUCAUUCCUGUUCGCAUUCUCCUGUUCAAUGUAAAGGAGAACAAAGUGAUAAAGGUGACUUUCUUAACAAAAGUGUGGAGACUGGUUGGGUUCCAACCAAUAAAGUCCAACUUCCAAAAUCAUCAGAGCCGAAUUGGGCCAAACCCGAAGCACCAGAAUAUUGCGAUUCCGAUGAAGAAAGCGAUUAAAACG
Schistosoma curassoni is the source of this 1153-nucleotide messenger RNA. Lineage: Eukaryota; Metazoa; Platyhelminthes; Trematoda; Strigeidida; Schistosomatidae. The record is from the annotation of a GenBank genome assembly.